This is a messenger RNA of Orbilia oligospora ATCC 24927, 969 nucleotides long. RefSeq lists its product as uncharacterized. Lineage: Eukaryota; Fungi; Ascomycota; Orbiliomycetes; Orbiliales; Orbiliaceae. Gene Ontology annotation, cellular component: cytoplasm; ubiquitin ligase complex. The coding region runs from base 1 to 969 and encodes 322 amino acids. The transcript has a single exon. Gene Ontology annotation, molecular function: ubiquitin protein ligase activity; ubiquitin conjugating enzyme binding. The record is from RefSeq and is a predicted model, not a curated record. Gene Ontology annotation, biological process: protein polyubiquitination; ubiquitin-dependent protein catabolic process; positive regulation of proteasomal ubiquitin-dependent protein catabolic process.
AUGGAGAUCAUCGACCUUACCAUUGAUUUUGAGGAGGAAACGGCAUCGCGAAGGCAGCAAGACAGGCAAAGCAAGGAGCUAGAACCGAUAUUACUCCAUGAUUCUGACGAGGCUGUCUCGUCACCUGUCAGGCAAACGCCAGUGAAGCUGCCGAUGUUAACGCCAUCAACUAAUUCGCCCAAGUCAACCCCGGGAAACAGCAACACAAAGAAACCAAAAAGCACGGGAAAGAAGAUAGCUUCGAUUCACACGGGAUGGAGAGCUGGGAUAAUUUUUGAGGAAGUUGAGACGAAAACCUCGGUUCUGACACCUAAGGAGCAAAAGAAGCAACAGAAGGAGAUAGAGGAAAGGGACAUUGGAAACAGAAUUCAAAAGCUUGCGGAGAGUGUUGGCUGGAAACAACCCCACCGCAACGACAACCGAAAGACAAGAAAGAAUUCAACGGCGACACCAUAUCUAUACAAUGAGGAACGUCUAGCCACUUGCGAUAUAUGUGGCGAAAAGGCACACAUAUUCGAGGUGACAAAACUAAAAUGCAAGCAUCGACACUGCAAAUCCUGUCUGCAGCUGAAUUUCUUGAUGGUGAUAAACGACCCCAGUGCGUGGCCGGCAAAAUGUUGCAAGCCUCUAGAACAGGAUUUGGCCUCGAAUACGCUUUCCGAAGAGGAGUUCCAAAGAUACUUGGACGUGAAAAGGGAAAAGGAACAAACUUCGUCAACGAACUGCUUCAAAUGCAGCCGGCCUAUCCCCAGCAUCAACGUUAUCGGAAGUAGCACUGCAUUUUGUGCCAAGUGCGAGAGGAUAACUUGUGUCCAUUGCACGAAAGCGAUGCACGAAGGUGCCUGCCUCCUGGAUCCAGAAACGGAGAAGCUGCUCAAUAUGGCACAAGGAAAGAAGUGGAGCAAGUGUCCAAAAUGCUCGAAUAUGGUGGAACGAAAUACAGGUUGCAAUUCAAUGAUGUGCCGGUGA